AGCAGUUCUGCGUUCAGAUGAGCCCCGACAGGCAGCUAACCUGCGUGGAUAUGGGGUGACAAGUUUCUUCAGCAGUGGGGCCCAGGCACCUUGUCUGUUCUUUUCCAACUGCUGGCAUCUCUGUUCUUUUUCAGGAGCUUCAGGUCCAUGGUGCUACAGGCUCUAGGGCCCAAAGCCUGGCCCAGGCUCUCUCAGUUCAAACCUCGAGUCCUUCUCCGGAUCCCAGGAGGUGAAACUCUGUAUGUAAAGUCCCGACACUGGUCAGGGCAGGGCCAGCACAGAGGCCCUGGGCUAAGAACCAGGCUGCUGAUCACUGCUGUGUUUGGAGCUGGGCUGGGCUGGGCCUGGCUGGCAGCAAGAGCUGAGAAGGAACAGAGGCGCCAACAGCAACGGACAGAGGCCCUGCGCCAGGCUGCUGUGGGCCAGGGCUACUUCAGCCUAAUGGACCACAAAGGCCAGCCGCGAUGUAAAGCCGACUUUCGAGGCCAGUGGGUACUGAUGUACUUUGGCUUCACUCACUGCCCUGAUAUCUGCCCUGAUGAGCUGGAAAAACUGGUCCAGGUGGUCCAGAAGCUGGAGGCAGAGCCUGACCUGCCCCUGGUGCAGCCUGUCUUCAUCACUGUGGACCCAGAACGGGAUGAUGUGGCAGCCAUGGCCCGGUAUGUGAAGGACUUCCACCCAAGACUGCUGGGUCUGACUGGUUCGAAAGAACAAGUGGCCCAAGCUAGUCGCAACUACCGUGUAUACUACAGUGCUGGUCCCAAGGAUGAGGACCAGGACUAUAUUGUGGACCACUCCAUUGCUAUCUACUUGCUCAACCCAGACGGUCUUUUCACGGACUACUAUGGUCGAAGCCGGUCAGCAGAGCAGAUUGUAGACAGUGUACGUCGGCACAUAGCUGCCUUCCAAAGCAUCCUGCCCUGAACAUCCUACCUAGGUCCUGUCGGUAAAUAAAUGAAUGUAGUCAGUGUGUGGGUGCUCUCUAUCCGCAGUCCAUUUAAAUGGCUUGUUGAGUGAACAGGGAGGGGACAGCAGUAUCAACAGGCUAGGCCAGCCUGGAGGCAGCACUGGAGUAAAUGGCCCCAUGGUACGUUAGGG
Messenger RNA from Chionomys nivalis (European snow vole), 1098 nucleotides. RefSeq names its product protein SCO2 homolog, mitochondrial-like. Gene Ontology annotation, molecular function: copper ion binding; copper chaperone activity. Gene Ontology annotation, biological process: mitochondrial respiratory chain complex IV assembly; intracellular copper ion homeostasis. The coding region runs from base 148 to 924 and encodes 258 amino acids. The record is from RefSeq and is a predicted model, not a curated record. Lineage: Eukaryota; Metazoa; Chordata; Mammalia; Rodentia; Cricetidae. The transcript has a single exon. Gene Ontology annotation, cellular component: mitochondrial inner membrane.